Messenger RNA from Hydra vulgaris (swiftwater hydra), 441 nucleotides. RefSeq lists its product as uncharacterized. NCBI's taxonomy places the organism in Eukaryota, Metazoa, Cnidaria, Hydrozoa, Anthoathecata, Hydridae. The record is from RefSeq and is a predicted model, not a curated record.
AUGGAAAGUAUUUUUCAAACAAACAUAAUGGAAUACUGUGUAGCUAAUUGUCUUUUUACUCCAAAGCAACGUGGCUUUGUUUAUCGUAAGUAUUGCAUCUCAAACCUGUUAGAAACUUGGGACAUCAUGAUGGAAGCAAUUCAUCGCAGUCACACAGUAGACGCCAUAUACACAUAUUCUGCAAAGACGUUUGACAAAUUGCCACAUAAAGACCUUCUUUAUAAGCUAAGAGCUUACAGUAUUCAAGAUGUGCUUGUAGACUGGAUCUCAGCUUGGUUACGCAAACGAAGUCAACGAGAAGUUAUCAACGGUAUCACAUCUGAAUGGCUAGCGGUUACUAGUGGUGUGGCUCAAGGCUUGGGACUAUUGCUCUUUGUAAUUUUCAUUAUUGACCUGCAUCAUUCAGGACAGCAUCACUCAUCAUAUGAAACUAUAUGCUAA